This is a messenger RNA of Lacerta agilis (Sand lizard), 672 nucleotides long. Its product is annotated as adenosine receptor A2b-like. The transcript has 2 exons. The record is from RefSeq and is a predicted model, not a curated record. Gene Ontology annotation, biological process: G protein-coupled adenosine receptor signaling pathway; adenylate cyclase-activating adrenergic receptor signaling pathway. Lineage: Eukaryota; Metazoa; Chordata; Lepidosauria; Squamata; Lacertidae. The coding region runs from base 1 to 672 and encodes 223 amino acids. Gene Ontology annotation, molecular function: G protein-coupled adenosine receptor activity. Gene Ontology annotation, cellular component: membrane.
AUGGCUGCCUAUGACCAUUUGCCGUCCAUGCUGCAGCAGCCCCUCCGAGCCGCGAACGCCACGUCGCCUCCCGCCCUGGACAUCCCCUACUUGCUGAGCGAGAGCCUGAUCGCGCUGUUCUCCAUCGUGGGCAACGUCUUCAUCUGCGCCGUCGUCCUACAGAGCAGGAAGCUGCGGGCCGACGUCACAAACUACUUCCUCGUCUCGCUGGCCGUGGCGGACGUCUUGGUUGGGUUGGUGGCCAUCCCUUUUGCCCAGUUUACCAACCUGGGUUUGCCCCGCUACCGGUCUCAGCUCUGCCUCCUGAUGCUGUGCAUGCUGCUGGUGUUGACUCAAGCCUCCGUCUUCGGGCUGCUGGCCAUCGCCGUCGAGAGGUACAUCUCCAUCCUGAAGCCUUUCCAGUACAAAUCCUGGAUGAGCCCCCUCAACUCCCUCCUGGCGAUCUUGGCAUCCUGGGUGCUGGCUCUUCUGAUCGGCCUCCUGCCCAUGAUGGGCUGGCACAAGCCUUUGCCGGCCAGCGGCGAGUGCCUCUUCAAUGACAUCAUCACAAACACCUACAUGGUCUACUUCAACUUCAUGGCCUGCAUGCUGGCUCCUCUGUUGGUCAUGAUGGUCCUGUACGGGCGCAUCUUCCUGGAGGUCAAGCAGCAAAUCCGCAAGGAAGAUGACUAA